Molecule: messenger RNA, 3738 nt
Organism: Miscanthus lutarioriparius
Lineage: Eukaryota; Viridiplantae; Streptophyta; Magnoliopsida; Poales; Poaceae
Source: the annotation of a GenBank genome assembly
AUGGAGACGGGGGUUGCCGUGUCGGCGGCGCCUCAUGUUGCUUCGGCCACGGGAUCGGGGACGGUGGAGGAGCAGGCGGCGGGGGUCGGCAUCUUGCUUCAGAUAUCGAUGCUCGUGCUCUCGUUCGUGCUCGGGCACAUCCUACGCCGCCGAAAGUUCUACUACAUCCCCGAGGCCAGCGGCUCCCUCCUGAUCGGGAUGAUUGUUGGAGGGCUUGCUAACAUGUCAAACACUCAGAAAAACAUCAGGUGUAUAUGCUACAUCUCUUACUCCUUUUGCUACCUUGGUGGGUUACUAUACAUUGUCUACAGGCUCCCACUGGUGGAGUGUAUGAUGUUUGGUGCUCUUGUAUCAGCAACUGAUCCUGUGACAGUUUUGUCUAUAUUUCAGGAGCUUGGCACUGAUACAAAUCUAUAUGCACUGGUUUUUGGGGAAUCAGUUUUAAAUGACGCUGUGGCUAUAUCCUUGUACAGGACUAUGGCAUCUAUGAGGACGCACCAUUCUGGAAAGAACUUUUUCCUUGUAAUUCUGAGGUUUCUUGAAAAUUUUGUUGGAUCAAUGUCAUCAGUCAUGUCUCAACUUUGCCAGUCCUUAAUUCGGUCAAACCUCUUCAAGUAUGCAGCACUGGGCGUUGAGAAGUUUCUGUUAGUUACCAUCAUAUGUACUAGGUACAUGCUAGCAGAAGGCAUUGGUCUAUCUGGCAUUGUUUCUAUUCUCUUCACUGGUAUUGUGAUGAAGAGAUACACAUUCUCUAACUUAUCAGACGAUUCUCAGCGUUUUACAGCUCGCUUUUUUCAUCUUCUUUCUUCACUAGCAGAAGCUUUCGUGUUCAUAUACAUGGGAGUUGAUAUUGCAAUGGAACGUCAAAGCUGGUCACAUAUUGGAUUCAUAUUUUUCUCAAUUAUCUUCAUACUACUUGCAAGGGCUGCAAAUGUCUUCUCUUGUGCAUACAUACUGAAUUUGGCACGACCUCCACAUUGCCAAAUACCUAGGCAAUAUCAGCAGGCUCUUUGGUAUAGUGGGCUUAGAGGAGCUAUGGCUUUUGCCCUCGCUCUUCAGUCUGUUCAUGAUCUUCCGGAUGGACAUGGCGAGACAAUUUUUACUGCUACCACAUCUAUUGUUGUUCUAACUGUACUCCUUAUUGGUGGCUCAACUGGAACAAUGCUUGAGGCUCUACAGGUAGUUGGGGACAGCAACCGUUAUCGCCAACUGUAUGAGGAGAAUUCUAAUGGCAACGACACUGGUUACAUGGGACAAAAUUAUGAUGAAGGAGCAUCCACUUCAAGCAAAUUCAGAUCUAAACUUAGAGAUCUAAGGAGAAGCACCUCGUCUUUCGCUUUACUGGACAAAAAUUACCUUACUCCUAUUUUCACUUUGCGAAAUGGAGACUGCGAUGAUGAUAGUACUACAGAAAGUCCCAAUGAAGAAUUGACUGUAUCCAGAGGGCCUGGGGAUUUGGAGGCCCUAGAAAUCAGAUUCUUACUGGGACUGGGAAAUACGUCCCUCAACGUUCCAACCAAAUGUCCAAUACGCAUUACUUUAGCAAGCAUUGCGAAAGUUAAGAGAGACAAUGCAAUAAUGGAGACCUUCCAUACUUGCCGCCUCCUGCAAGCUUCAGAGCUCAGGAACCAGGGCGCCAUGGCGACGGAGACGGAGACCUUCGCCUUUCAGGCUGAGAUCAACCAGCUGCUCUCCCUCAUCAUCAACACCUUCUACUCCAACAAGGAGAUCUUCCUCCGCGAGCUCAUCUCCAACUCAUCCGAUGCAUUGGACAAGAUCAGGUUCGAGAGCCUCACUGACAAGAGCAAGCUCGAUGCGCAGCCUGAGUUGUUCAUCCACAUUGUGCCAGACAAGGCUUCGAACACGCUCUCCAUCAUCGACAGCGGCAUCGGCAUGACCAAGUCCGACCUCGUCAACAACCUCGGUACCAUCGCCAGGUCCGGGACCAAGGAGUUCAUGGAAGCCCUUGCUGCCGGCGCUGAUGUGUCCAUGAUUGGCCAGUUCGGUGUCGGUUUCUACUCUGCCUACCUCGUCGCCGAGAGAGUUGUCGUGACCACCAAGCAUAACGAUGACGAGCAGUACGUGUGGGAAUCCCAGGCGGGCGGGUCGUUCACUGUGACUCGUGACACGUCCGGGGAGCAGCUUGGCAGGGGAACUAAGAUCACACUGUUCCUCAAGGACGAUCAGUUGGAAUACCUUGAGGAGCGGCGCCUUAAGGAUCUGGUCAAGAAGCACUCUGAGUUCAUCAGCUACCCCAUCUCCCUGUGGACUGAAAAGACAACGGAGAAGGAAAUUUCUGAUGACGAAGAUGAGGAAGAGAAGAAAGAUGCUGAGGAGGGCAAGGUUGAGGAUGUUGACGAGGAGAAGGAAGAGAAAGAAAAAAAGAAAAAGAAAAUCAAGGAGGUUUCUCAUGAGUGGUCAUUGGUCAACAAGCAGAAGCCCAUCUGGAUGAGGAAGCCAGAAGAGAUCACGAAGGAAGAAUAUGCUGCCUUCUACAAGAGCUUGACAAAUGACUGGGAGGAGCAUCUGGCUGUGAAGCACUUCUCUGUGGAGGGUCAGCUGGAGUUCAAGGCUGUUCUCUUUGUUCCUAAGAGGGCCCCCUUUGAUCUCUUUGACACCAAGAAGAAGCAAAACAACAUCAAGCUCUAUGUGCGCCGGGUGUUCAUCAUGGACAACUGUGAGGAGCUGAUCCCUGAGUGGCUGAGCUUUGUUAAGGGUAUUGUUGACUCUGAGGACCUUCCCCUCAACAUCUCUCGUGAGACUCUUCAGCAGAACAAGAUCCUGAAGGUGAUCCGCAAGAACCUCGUGAAGAAGUGUGUUGAGCUCUUCUUUGAGAUUGCUGAGAACAAGGAAGACUACAACAAGUUUUAUGAGGCUUUCUCCAAGAACCUCAAGCUUGGCAUCCAUGAGGACUCGCAGAACAGGAGCAAGAUCGCUGAGCUUCUGAGAUACCACUCCACCAAGAGCGGUGAUGAGCUGACCAGCCUCAAGGACUAUGUGACCAGGAUGAAGGAGGGACAGAACGACAUCUACUAUAUCACUGGUGAGAGCAAGAAGGCAGUGGAGAACUCCCCCUUCCUGGAGAAGCUGAAGAAGGGGGGCUACGAGGUCCUGUACAUGGUUGAUGCCAUUGACGAGUAUGCUGUUGGUCAGCUCAAGGAGUUUGAGGGCAAGAAACUUGUUUCUGCCACCAAGGAGGGUCUGAAGCUUGAUGAGACCGAGGACGAGAAGAAGAGGAAGGAGGAGCUGAAGGAGAAGUUUGAGGGGCUGUGCAAAGUCAUCAAGGAGGUCCUUGGUGACAAGGUUGAGAAGGUGGUGGUGUCUGACCGCGUUGUGGACUCACCGUGCUGUCUUGUCACUGGUGAGUACGGCUGGACGGCCAACAUGGAGCGGAUCAUGAAGGCGCAGGCUCUGAGGGACUCGAGCAUGGCGGGCUACAUGUCGAGCAAAAAGACUAUGGAGAUCAACCCGGAGAACCCAAUCAUGGAUGAGCUCCGCAAGCGUGCCGAGGCUGACAAGAAUGACAAGUCAGUCAAGGAUCUCGUGAUGCUGCUGUUCGAGACCUCUCUUCUGACCUCGGGCUUCAGCCUGGACGACCCCAACACCUUCGGCACCAGAAUCCACCGCAUGCUCAAGCUCGGCCUGAGCAUCGACGAGGAUGAGUCGGCUGAGGCUGAUGCCGAGAUGCCCCCGCUGGAGGACGACGCCGGCGAGAGCAAGAUGGAGGAGGUCGACUAA